This is a messenger RNA of Aspergillus nidulans FGSC A4, 939 nucleotides long. RefSeq lists its product as uncharacterized. Lineage: Eukaryota; Fungi; Ascomycota; Eurotiomycetes; Eurotiales; Aspergillaceae. The transcript has 2 exons. The record is from RefSeq and is a predicted model, not a curated record. The coding region runs from base 1 to 939 and encodes 312 amino acids.
AUGGCAAGAAUCAAGCAGGGCGUGUUUUCCUGGGAGGAUGUAUUAGCGCAUCGGUACCAAAACAAUAAGCCCGCGGCCCUCCCUCGCUCUCGCAGACAGAGCGCGGUCUCUACUCGAAGCCAAAGCCAGUCGCGACCGCAGCAAAAGCAAGCUGAUUCAAGAUUCAACUGGGACGUCCAACUGCAGAGUUCGCUGCUGUCGAAGCUUUCGCCCGAGCUGCGUCUGAUGAUCUGGGAACUGGUUCUCGGCGGCAUGCGCAUUCAUAUCAUCCAGCGCCCAGACAGACGCAUGGGACAUGUUGUAUGUCCCGGCGUGUUCACGAAAAUUGAAGCAUGCGAUAUCUGUCGCGGUGGACUGCCUUCAUCGAGUUCCAGCUGUUGCAGCAGCAGCAGCAGUAGCAGAGAGGGAUCUCGAUCUCCGCAAAUGCUGAUGCGAAGCAAUCUCCUCGCACUCCCGAUAGUGUGCAAGCAGGUAUAUGCCGAAUCCAUUCACCUCCUCUACUCCCUCAACACUUUCGAAUUCAGCAACACCUGGUCCCUCACAUACCUACAUCCCACAAUCCCCCCCGAUUUCUGGGACUCCAUCCGCUGCGUCGAACUCUCCUGGGCGUUCCCGGGCCACUGGCUGCCCACAAAAGACCCUGUGAAAUCAGUCUACUUCUCCGCAGGCCGGCAGCAGUGGCUCGAGACAUGCGGCGCCCUAACGCGCAUGGCGGGCCUACAGAAUUUCACAUUACACCUAAGCGGAAGUUGGUUCUGCGAGCCGGUCGAGAAGCUGCCGGUGUUUUUGGAGCCACUGAGGGGCUUACAUUUACCGGGGAGGAAGAGAUGGGAGGUUCGAUUGCCGAAUCAACCGUACUAUGUUGAGGAGGUGGGGAAUGGGAAUGUUGGCAGGGAAUUGAGAAAGAGAGGGGUCGAUUGUAGGGUUUUGGCUGCCUGA